Mugil cephalus (flathead mullet) is the source of this 5538-nucleotide messenger RNA. Its product is annotated as SLIT-ROBO Rho GTPase-activating protein 3-like. The transcript has 22 exons. The coding region runs from base 442 to 3780 and encodes 1112 amino acids. Gene Ontology annotation, cellular component: cytoplasm. Lineage: Eukaryota; Metazoa; Chordata; Actinopteri; Mugiliformes; Mugilidae. Gene Ontology annotation, molecular function: protein binding. The record is from RefSeq and is a predicted model, not a curated record. Gene Ontology annotation, biological process: negative regulation of cell migration; signal transduction.
AGCAGCAUUGAACUUGCAGAGAGAGGCUGAGGGGGGAAAAAGCAGACAGGAGGAGGCAGACUGGACAGGGUUAUGCAGAAGGAGCUCAGUGCUAUUAUCACUGAGGCUGCCAUAUAGCUGUGCUCCUUCCAGAGACUAAUCGAGGCUGUGCGAAUUGUAGCUACACGAAACGGGAAUGUUUUCACUGAGGAGUGCUGGUGAAGAGGAGUGGUCAGGGACGGAGAUCAUUAUGCACUUUUAGAUCGUACGUGGCCGUGAAGCAGCGCAGCGACAAAACCUCGAGCGCGUUCGCUCCCCGAAGUUGUGUCAAGCGGGCGACGGUUCGCGUCUGAUUGUUGCUCAACUAUCCAGAGAGGACUGCAGACGCGCAAACGCUGCAUUGUGGCAACUGAGCCGCCGAUCCCUGCCUGAGGAUUGCACAAUCCGUUCUCUCCACACAAAAUGUCAUCUCAGGCGAAAGUCAAGAAGGACAAAGAGAUUAUUGCUGAAUAUGAGACCCAAGUGAAAGAGAUCCGUAACCAGCUGGUGGAGCAGUUCCGUUGUCUGGAGCAGCAGUCUGAGUCCCGCCUGCAGCUGCUGCAGGACCUGCAGGAGUUCUUCCGCCGAAAGGCCGAGCUCCAGCUCGAGUACUCCAGAGGCCUGGACAAACUGGCCGAGCGAUACUCCGCCAAGAUCCGCACCUCCAGAGAGCACCAGCACUUCAAAAAGGACCAAAAUCUCCUGUCCACUGUAAACUGCUGGUAUCUAGUCCUGGACCAGACCCGACGAGAGAGCAGAGACCAUGCCACUCUGAGCGACAUCUACAACAACAACGUCAUUGUCCGUCUGGCACACGUGGGCGAGGAUGUCAUCAGACUUUUCAAAAAGAGUAAAGACAUCGGCGUGCAGAUGCACGAAGAGCUAGUGAAAGUCACCAAUGAACUCUACACAGUGAUGAAGACAUACCACAUGUACCACACUGAGAGCAUCAGUGCUGAAAGCAAGCUGAAGGAGGCAGAGAAACAGGAAGAGAAGCACAUUGGCAAGACUAACGACAUUGGCUCUGGCCUGCUGCGUUACGGCCAUGACGAACGUCCACAGCGGCGAAGUUCUGUGAAGAAGAUGGAGAAGCUGAAGGAGAAGAGACAAGCCAAGUACUCUGAAAACAAGCUGAAAUGCACAAAGGCCCGGAACGACUAUCUUCUCAAUCUGGCAGCAACCAAUGCUCUGGUGGCCAAAUACUACAUUCACGAUGUCUCAGACAUGAUAGACUGUUGCGAUUUAGGGUACCACGCAAGCCUGGGGCGCACUAUGAGGACCUACCUAUCUGCAGAAUAUAGUCUGGAGACAUCUCGCCAUGAAGGUUUGGACUUACUUGAGGGAGCAGUAGAUGCCAUGGACAUCAGGGGAGACAAGCUGAAGUUCAUGGACACACACAGCCAGAUCUUUUGUCCUCCAGCACGCUUUGACUAUCAGCCGCACAUGGGGGACGAGGUGUGUCAGGUCAGUGCGCAGCAGCCUGUCCAGACAGAGCUCCUGAUGCGCUACCACCAGCUGCAGUCUCGCCUGGCCACACUGAAGAUAGAAAAUGAAGAGGUGAGGAAGACUCUUGACGCCACCAUGCAGACCCUUCAGGACAUGCUUACCGUGGAGGACUUCGACGUUUCAGAUGCCUUCCAGCACAGCCAGUCCACAGAGUCGGUCAAGUCGGCCUCCUCUGACUCUUACAUGAGCAAGGCAAACAUCUCUAAGAGGCGAGCCAAUCAGCAAGAGACGGAGGGCUUCUACUUCACUAAAUACAAGGAGUACUUGAAUGGCAGCAAUCUCAUUAUCAAAUUGCAGGCUAAGCACGACCUUCUGAAGCAGACGCUAGGAGAAGGGGAGAGGGCUGAAUAUGGAACAACAAGGCCCCCCACUCUUCCCCCUAAACCCCAGAGAAUGCGGAAGUCUAGACCUCGCUCCAUUUUUAAGCAAAAGCUGUUUAACGGCAAUAUGGAGGCCUUCAUUCAGGAUUCAGGGCAGCCUAUACCAGUGGUGGUUGAGAGCUGCAUUCGAUACAUCAACCUGUACGGUCUUCAGCAGCAAGGUAUAUUUCGAGUUCCAGGAUCCCAAGUCGAAGUCAAUGAUAUUAAAAAUGCAUUUGAAAGAGGAGAGGAUCCACUGGUGGAUGAUCAGAAUGAUCAUGACAUCAACUCGGUGGCAGGCGUUCUCAAGCUCUACUUUCGGGGCCUGGAAAACCCACUGUUCCCUAAAGAGCGUUUCCUCGACCUCAUAUCCACAACCAAGCUCGACUCUGGCGCAGAAAGGGCUCAUCACCUUCAGCAGAUAAUCGUGACUCUCCAGCGGCCUGUGAUCAUCGUCAUGAGAUACCUGUUUGCAUUUCUGAAUCAUCUUUCGCAGUACAGCGACGAAAACAUGAUGGACCCCUACAACCUAGCGAUUUGCUUUGGUCCCACACUGAUGCCCAUACCGGACGACCAAGAUCCCGUGUCCUGCCAAGCGCAUGUUAAUGAGGUCAUCAAGACAAUUAUCAUCCACCAUGAGGCCAUCUUCCCGAGCCUGCGAGAGCUGGAUGGACCUGUGUAUGAGAAGUGCAUGGCUGGAGGGGAGGAGUACUGUGAAAGCCCUCACAGUGAGCCGGGAGCUCUUGAUGAGAUAGACAAUGGUACCGGCCCGAACACGAGCGAUGAAGAGCUGGAGCAGAUUGAGGCCAUAGCGAAAUUUGACUAUGUGGGCCGCAGUCCAAGGGAGCUGUCCUUCAAGAAGGGGGCCUCUCUGCUACUCUACCUGCGAGCCUCUCAGGACUGGUGGGAAGGCCGACACAAUGGUGUGGAUGGGCUGAUCCCACAUCAGUACAUUGUGGUACAAGACAUGGAUGAUGCAUUCUCAGACACCAUUCAGAGGACUGAUAGUGAGACGGGCAGUGGGCCGCACCACGAUGACAGAACCUCGUCCAGACACGAGCAUCAAUCACCUUGUGAACACACACCCGAGAACCGCUUCGGACCAGCAUUAGGAAGGGUGAGAGUGCGGUCAGAUGGCGGUGUAGUUCCACGCCACAGGAACGGAGCCGACAAUCUCAGCCCCACCAGAUCUGCCGAUCACCCCCCGAAGGUAAUGCCUCGGCCCUGCAGCCCGCACAAAAUGGCUGUUUGCAGGGGCCCGACAGACAGUCCAGAGAAACGGCGUCUCACCACAUUCGGCAGUGCAGGCUGCAUCAACCACCCCGACAGGAAAGCGUUUGUGGACAGCCACUCUCAGCGAUCGUCACCAAGCACCACUCGACACGCGAGUCUGGGAGACCACAAAGCCCUCGAGGCCGAGGCGCUCGCCGAAGACAUAGAGAAAACAAUGAACACAGCUCUACACGAGCUGCGUGAGCUGGAGAGGCAGAACGUAGCCAAACACGCCCCCGAUGUUGUUCUGGACACGCUGGAGCCCCUCAAACACCCCGGCGCGGGCCAGGAGCCGUCUGCCAGCCCCCUCCACACCAUGGUGAUCCGAGAUCCGGAUGCAGUCCAGCGACGCAGCAGCAGCAGCUCCUCCUCCGAGACCAUGACCACCUUUAAGCCAGCCCUUUCAGCGCGUAGACCAAGUGCGCCUCUAAGGCCCCCGCCUGUAAGACCUGUCCGACCUGCUCCUGUGAUCGGACAGGGCCAGGGGCCACAUCGGUCCAGCAGCUCUAGUUCUUCGGGUCUGGGCAGCCCGGGCAUCACCCCAACUGAUAGGGUCUUUCCAAAAGCACCCUCCCCAUCACCGUCCACCUCCUCCUCGUCCUCUGACAAACAAGGUAACAUGUAGCUCCGGUCAGUCACAAGUCAAGUGGAUGAAGAACACUGUGGACACGACUGAUUGUGACCAUCACGCCCCUACCUAUCUUUCUGACAGCGAACAAAAAUUGACAUUUAAUCUGUAUGAAAAAUAUUGACCACUAAUCUCGUGUAGUGUAGGACGGCUACUUCUGGUUUCCGUCCACACGCUUGUUGGGAGGAUUACGACAUACUGUAUUACAGUAACAUAAAUAGAAAUAGAAAUAGGAUUAUUUUAUAGACCAUGCUGAAUAGCCAUGCUGGAAAAAAAGAAGAAGAAGAAGAAUGCACUGGAAAAUACUUGUGUUUACUGAAAUAUGGCAAUGAAACAUCUUGUCGAAAUGUUAUUAGGUUACGAAGAUGCUGUGAGCUUGUACUUUUCGUCUGGUUUCCUGUUCCAUUAUGAGGGAACACUUAGGGGAUAUUUCACCACUGAUCAUGUAGACAAUCAGUCUGUGCUGGUGGUUCAUAUAGUCUGUUGUUACUAUAGCUCCUUGGACACCAUUUAUAUUGAGAAAGAAGUUUGCUCAGAGAGCCUUUCCCACAGGGUCACAUGUUUAGACAGCAUGGAAUUGCCUUAAGCUGCUGUUCUCAAAAUGACCACUAGAUGCUGACUCAUAACUGUAUCAUAAUGAAUUGUGUAAAUGAUAAAAAAAAAGGGGGGGAGAGAGAGAGAGAGAGAGAAUCUAUGCAUAGUGGCUUUAAAUGAAAUGGACACAUGCUCCAAAUGUUGAAGUGUAAGAAGUUGCAUAAAAUCAUAAUAAUUAACAAAGUCUGUCCUGGUCAAACUCAUAUCAGCUGAGUGAUUUGGUUGGCAACUAAAGCACAAAUGUGGCUACUUGGCCCACGGCAGAGCGGUGCCAAUUCAGUCUGGCGAGUUUGCGGUUCAAUUGAUUUCAAGCCGAGUUAAGCGGAUUCAAUUCAGCAGCUCAUUUGCCUCUCUUUGUCGCAUUUGUUUGGCAGUGAAUCAGGACUGUUACAAACCCACUGUGAUUCUACUACUUUAUCAGUUCAUAAUGGCGUCAUAUUAAAAAUGACUUCCUAUGUCUGAUAUGGAGAUAAAAUGAAAUUAUUCUGUAAGACUUAACUACCUUCCUUUGUCCUCUCACAUUAAUUUCUGAAUGGGCCAGCUGGUGGCAGAAGAGACCAGGCUAACACUGACAGUAGUUGUAACCAUUAUUGAUAUGCCAUCCGUAUGCCCAAACAGGGAAUAAAGGUCAGAUUAUAAUAUUUUUCAUCUCGCUAUAUACAUAUAUAUAUAUUGAAAAAAAAGACAAAAGAUUAGCUGUGUUACCUCAACAAACAAGUAAACGCUCUUGUACAAUUCAAAUGUCUAAUGCACUUAUAAACACAACAGGGAACUGUGCUGCAUUUGUAGGUUCUGUGUCUUCAUUUUGAUAAAGUUGUACUAGAAACAUGAUUAUAGCACAUCAGUGUCAUUGCAGCUUGUCUAGACUCGUCUAGGUUGCACACGGUCACUGCAGGCCGCGCGGAUGUUUAGCCCAACUUGUUUACCGUCGGUGAUAAUUGUUGUCUCAUGGGGAUGAUCAUUAUAUCUUUAAAGUGUAACAGGUACGUUGGAAUGAAUAUAUAUAUAUAUAUAUACAUAUUGUUAAAGGAUGCUUGUAAAAAUAAAAAAAUAACAUUGUAUGAUAGGAGCGGGAUAUAUUAUCAUCUCUAGUGUGUAGAUUUUUGUAAUUCUUAUCCUUGCACAGAUAUUAGCAAAACAAUAAAUCCAUGAAACCCGAAA